Molecule: messenger RNA, 2015 nt
Organism: Dreissena polymorpha
Lineage: Eukaryota; Metazoa; Mollusca; Bivalvia; Myida; Dreissenidae
Product: sacsin-like
Exons: 6
Coding region: 51-2015 (654 amino acids)
Molecular function (GO): Hsp70 protein binding
Source: RefSeq, a predicted model, not a curated record
GCAUUUUUUUCUGAUGUGAUGAGAAAAUACGACAAUGGGUUAACCAAAAAAUGGGUGACUCAGACUCCGAAUCGGAUGCGGAGUACGCAGGAAUAGAGCAGCCCCCAAUAAUUCACCAGCUGAAGAGGAUCCUCGAUGAGUACAGUAAUGAUGUACAGAUCAUCAAGGAGCUUGUGCAGAAUGCAGACGAUGCAGGUGCUACAGAGCUGAAGGUCUUGUACGAGGGGGACACAUUCAACCAUGAGGAUGGAGGCAAGAAAGCAAGAUACAGGAAGUUCUUCCAGGCCCCUGCUCUGGUGUUCUACAACAAUGCCAAGUUCACAGAUGUGGACUGGAAAGGCAUUCGCCAGAUUUACAGCAGCAACAAGGCGGAUGAUCCGAUGAAAAUUGGCAAGUUUGGCUUGGGAUUCAAGUCUGUAUUUCAUCUAACAGACAACCCGUGUAUCCUGAGCGGUGACAAGGUCAUGUUCAUAGACCCUCAUCAGGGCAAUCCCGGCAAGGUUUGUGUCAGUGUCAAGGUUUGCAAGUUGAGAGGGUGGAAACGUCUCAAUAUUAAAGAGUGUUUGCAUGCGUUUAAUGGCAGAUUUGGGUUCAGUGACAAUACUCUUGAUAGUGGACAGUUUGAAGGGACAUUAUUUUGGUUUCCUCUUAGACAUUGUGCCUCAAAACUGUCUGAAAACAUAUGCAAUGACGAGCAGGUUACAAUGCUUUUACGUGCAUUCAUGGAUGAAGCAAAGCGCAGUUUGCUUUUUCUGAAAACCAUCUGUAGUGUGCAAAUGUUUGUACACAAAUCCCAAUCUGAAGGUGAAAUUGUGUAUUCUAGAACAAAUGGAUUUCUCUCUAUCAUUGCACGAGGUUAUAAGAACCCGUUCUUUUUUGUAAAAAUCGAAAAUCAUGAUGGAACUCUUGUUGAAAAGAAAAAAGAGAUAUUACAAGAACUGGAAUCAGUAGGAAGAACUAUACCUGAUCAAACCAAAAUGUGGAUUCAUAAUGUUUUCGUCAAAGUAAUGACAUUUGAACAUUGCAAAGAAGAAAAUACUGUCAAGAAUUGGAUCGUUGUAAACCAUUUGAAAGGUGAACCUUUAUCAACCCGUUUCAAAGAACUUUUGUCAGACGAUGAUAUCUGCAAUCCUCACUUGGUUGGCCUUGCUGCACCAAUUCUAGAAACUAACUCUUACGCGCAUGACAGUGGGCAUGUGUUUGUUUAUCAGCCACUUCCUCAGGAGUCAUCUUCUGUGACUGGACUACCUGUCCACGUGAAUGCAUUUUUUGUUCUCAGCCAAAAUCGAAGACACAUACGAUGGCCGGAUAAUAAUGAGAAACAAGCUACUGACAAAAAAAUUGAAUGGAACAUGCGACUUUUAACAGAAAUUCUUCCCGAUGCAUACGUUGCUCUUGUUACCGAACUUGCAAAAUACUCUGAAAGACAUGAGAACAAUGACAUCUAUGUUAAGUCUGUUUACAACGCCAUUCCUAGCUGCGAAAAAGUAAAUGAACGAUGGAUGUGUCUAGCCCAGGCUUUUCUAGAAAACAUUCAGACCAAACCUAUUUUGCUGUCAAAAUCAAUUAAGUGGACUUGUCCUUCUUCUGCAGUCUUUAUUGACAGGGCAUUAAAUGGCUCUUCCAAUAGAGUUUGGGAGCAUGUUGCAGAUGUUUUCAUGGAAGAAGGAAGAUCGCUUGUUGAAGCAGAACCACACAUUGUCAGCUCUUUGGAAAAAGUUAGAUCAGAUCAUUUGACAUAUGUCGACGCGGCUCUUCUACGAAACUUGCUUGCAGCAUAUGAAGCCUACAAGUCUAAAAACAUUCAAGUGAAAAUUGAUUUGCUCAUGUUUUUGAUGAAAGAUGAUAUAAAACUAAUUGAAGGAUUACAACUGCUGCCACUUGUGGAUGGUACAUUUACCGAAUUUGACGCUAACGCUCAAAGUGUAUUCUAUGAAGACCAUAGUAUAGUGUACUCAUUUCCAGAGUUUAAGAGCAGAUUUGUUGCAGGUUCCAUCGCCAACUGGUUUGUCUGA